Molecule: messenger RNA, 2624 nt
Organism: Drosophila erecta
Lineage: Eukaryota; Metazoa; Arthropoda; Insecta; Diptera; Drosophilidae
Gene: pAbp
Product: polyadenylate-binding protein
Exons: 5
Coding region: 227-2134 (635 amino acids)
Cellular component (GO): ribonucleoprotein complex; cytoplasmic stress granule; nucleus
Molecular function (GO): mRNA 3'-UTR binding; poly(U) RNA binding; poly(A) binding
Source: RefSeq, a predicted model, not a curated record
UGGGGCCAUCGCUAACGAAUCUCCUCUCUAUGAGUCGUGUAGAGUCCGUUUACGUGAGCGGUCGUGGAUUCGCUUUCAGCACACGGCUUAUCACAUAUUUUUUGUGAAGAAAAAAUAUAUAAAAAAUAAAAAAAAAUAUUAAAACACAAAAACGUAACAAAAAAAAUUGUAAAAAGUAGCAAAAAAUUCGAGCAAGUGCUUGGAGAAGUAGACCUGAUCACCAAAUAUGGCUUCUCUAUACGUCGGUGAUCUCCCACAGGACGUCAACGAAUCGGGACUUUUUGAAAAGUUCUCGACUGCUGGUCCAGUGCUGUCCAUUCGUGUCUGCCGCGAUGUGAUUACCCGUCGCUCGUUGGGUUAUGCCUACGUCAACUUCCAGCAGCCAGCCGAUGCUGAGCGUGCUUUGGACACCAUGAACUUCGACCUGCUCCGCAACAAGCCCAUUCGUAUUAUGUGGUCUCAGCGCGAUCCGUCACUUCGCCGCUCCGGUGUGGGCAACGUGUUCAUCAAGAACUUAGAUAGGGCCAUCGACAACAAGGCAAUCUACGACACUUUCUCCGCCUUCGGCAACAUCUUAAGCUGCAAGGUAGCCACCGAUGAAAAGGGCAACUCAAAGGGCUAUGGAUUCGUCCACUUUGAGACUGAAGAGGCCGCAAACACGUCCAUCGACAAGGUCAACGGCAUGUUGCUCAACGGCAAGAAGGUCUACGUGGGCAAGUUCAUCCCGCGCAAGGAGCGCGAGAAGGAGCUCGGUGAGAAGGCUAAGCUCUUCACCAAUGUGUAUGUGAAGAACUUCACCGAGGAUUUCGACGAUGAAAAACUGAAGGAAUUCUUCGAACCAUACGGCAAGAUUACCAGCUACAAGGUCAUGUCCAAAGAAGAUGGCAAGAGCAAGGGCUUCGGAUUUGUUGCGUUCGAGACCACAGAGGCUGCUGAGGCGGCCGUUCAGGCCCUCAAUGGCAAGGACAUGGGAGAGGGAAAGUCCCUGUACGUGGCUCGUGCCCAGAAGAAGGCUGAGCGCCAGCAGGAGCUGAAGCGCAAGUUCGAGGAGCUGAAGCAGAAGCGUCACGAGUCUGUGUUCGGCGUCAAUCUGUAUGUGAAGAACCUGGACGACACGAUCGACGACGAUCGCCUGCGCAUCGCGUUCUCUCCGUACGGCAACAUCACAUCGGCCAAGGUUAUGACCGAUGAGGAGGGUCGCUCCAAGGGUUUCGGAUUCGUGUGCUUCAAUGCCGCAAGCGAGGCUACCUGCGCCGUCACCGAGCUGAACGGCCGCGUUGUCGGCAGCAAGCCCUUGUACGUUGCUUUGGCCCAACGAAAGGAAGAGCGCAAGGCUCAUCUCGCCUCGCAGUACAUGCGUCACAUGACCGGCAUGCGCAUGCAGCAGCUGGGACAGAUCUUCCAGCCCAACACGGCAAGCGGCGGCUUCUUAGUGCCGACUUUUCAGUCAAAUCAGCGCUUCUUCGGUUCUCAGGUGGCCACCCAGAUGAGAAACACCCCGCGCUGGGUGCCCCAGGUGCGUCCCCCAGCAGCUGUACAGGGUGUCCAGGCCGGAGCUGCCGCCGCUGGUGGCUUCCAGGGCACAGCCGGUGCGGUGCCCACUCAGUUCCGUUCGGCUGCUGCUGGAGCGCGCGGAGCACAGCCUCAGGUGCAGGGCACCCACGCUGCCGCUGCUGCGGCUAACAACAUGCGCAACACUGGAGCUCGCGCCAUUACCGGCCAGCAGACUGCAGCCCCCAACAUGCAAAUCCCCGGAGCCCAAAUCGCUGGCGGUGCCCAGCAGCGCACUUCCAAUUACAAGUACACCUCAAACAUGCGCAAUCCUCCAGCGCAGCAGUUGCAUCAGACCCAGCCAAUUCCACAGCAAUUGCAAGGAAAGAAUUCUGAGAAGCUCAUUGCCUCGUUGCUGGCCAACGCCAAGCCGCAGGAGCAGAAACAGAUCCUCGGCGAGCGUCUGUAUCCGAUGAUUGAGCAUAUGCACGCCAAUUUGGCUGGAAAGAUCACCGGCAUGUUGUUGGAGAUCGAAAACUCAGAGCUCUUGCACAUGAUCGAGGAUCAGGAGGCCCUCAAGGCCAAGGUGGAGGAAGCUGUGGCCGUGCUUCAGGUGCACCGUGUCACCGAGCCCGCUAACUAAGCUCAAACAGCUCAAGCGGAUGAACAUUUUACAAAAACACUUUACACCCAAAAAUUUUCCACUAAUCUUUCAAUACAUGAACAACAAUUCGCAUUCACUGAUGCUCAGUGCACAGAAGGAUCGCCAAAAAGGACACACAUUCAACACAGAAGAACGAAGCGAAAAACUUUGGCUUUUUCUUUUCUAAUCCCAAGAACCAGAAACAUCAACAAAAGCAAUUUCAAUCAUUUAAUUUCGAACGCAUUUACGCAAGUACACGAAGCAAAAAGAAGAAAGUCACGAAAAGAAAUUCAACAGUCCAAUUAUGAAUUCUUUUUUUUUUUACAUAAAUAUGUUCAUUGAAAAAAAAAACGGAAAAAUGUAAAUUGAAAAAUACUUUCAUCAUUGCUUUAACUGGAUCAAUAUUAUUUUGUAUGCGUAUAAAAAAACACCAAAAACCAUUGCAAAAUAAACAGAUUAAAGCAUACAUGUAGACAGCUUCUUGCAAGUA